This is a messenger RNA of Punica granatum (pomegranate), 1253 nucleotides long. The record is from RefSeq and is a predicted model, not a curated record. Lineage: Eukaryota; Viridiplantae; Streptophyta; Magnoliopsida; Myrtales; Lythraceae.
GCAACAGAGGUUGGUGCGUCUCCCCUGCUUUCUCUCAUCUUCUGUUUCUUCCUCUCCUCUGUUUACGAAAUAAGAGAGAACUUCUUCAUCUUCUUCAAGCUCUCCCAUUGCUUGAUUGCUCAAGUGAUCACGAUCAGGAUACAACGCCAUGGGGAGACAACCAUGCUGCGACAAAGUAGGGCUGAAGAAGGGGCCAUGGACUGCUGAGGAGGACAAGAAGCUCAUCAACUUCAUGCUCACCAAUGGCCAAUGUUGCUGGCGAGCUCUCCCCAAGCUUGCAGGGCUGCUUAGGUGUGGGAAGAGCUGCAGGCUGAGAUGGACAAACUAUCUCAGGCCAGACCUGAAGAGAGGGCUCCUCUCUGAAUCUGAGGAGAAGCUGGUCAUUGACCUUCAUGCUCAGCUUGGCAACAGAUGGUCCAAGAUCGCUUCUCACCUUCCCGGACGGACGGACAACGAGAUAAAGAAUCACUGGAACACCCAUAUCAAGAAGAAGCUCAAGAAGAUGGGGAUCGACCCUGUGACCCACAAGCCUAUAACUUCUCCCGACCCGACCGAUGAUCAAACCAAAGAACAGAACCAACCAAACGAACAGUUCGCUCCUGCAUCGUCUUCCAUGAGCCCGAACAAAUCAUUGGUAUCCGCCAUUACAGAGGAGACCAAGGAAGACAGGGUCGACAGAACAACACUGAGCACAUCUAACAAAAUCUGCACGGAUGAUAUUCCUCUGAUUGACCCGAGUGAAAUCCUAGUCCAACCUCGUUCAUCUUCGUCGGCAUCUUCUACAUCGUCGUCAUCUUCGUCGGAUAGCAUUUUGCAAGAUCUCGAUUUUCCGAGUAUGGACUGGUCCUGUGACAAUAAUGUCAACCUCAUCAGCUUACUCGAGGAUGAUUUCAAGUGGGAAGAUCUGUUGAUCGAUGACGAUGGGAAUAGCAAUAUGAUCACCAUUGAUCCAAUUGACGACCAAGCAUCUCAAGACUGGGCGUACGGCCUAUUGUUAUGACCCUCUUGAGUCAAAUUUUCCUUUCAGUUAGUUCUCUCUUAGUUUUUUUUUUUAUUCAGAGGGAAAUAAAACAAAUUCGAGUUUGCUCAUAUAUAAUUCCUUUUACAAGAAAAAGGAAAUAGUCUCUAUCUAUCUAUAUAAAUAUAUGUACAUGAAAUGAUCAAGAGGAAUGGAACAGCCUUAGCUUGUUCACAGUGUGUGAUUGUAAUGAAGGAAAAAGCAAAAUGCAGCUGUGCAGAUUUAUCAUGAAAUA